This is a messenger RNA of Stereum hirsutum FP-91666 SS1, 5334 nucleotides long. RefSeq lists its product as uncharacterized. Gene Ontology annotation, cellular component: cell periphery; cell septum. Gene Ontology annotation, molecular function: chitin synthase activity. Lineage: Eukaryota; Fungi; Basidiomycota; Agaricomycetes; Russulales; Stereaceae. The coding region runs from base 259 to 4725 and encodes 1488 amino acids. The record is from RefSeq and is a predicted model, not a curated record. The transcript has 6 exons.
UCGGCCUCGCUGCCGACGACAGCGGCAACGCACAGCGCUUAUACCCCCAGCUCAGUCAGCACCCUUUGCGUGGACAGCAGCCGCGAUCAGCACGGAUAUAGAACCAUUUUUGGGCUCCUUCGUGCUCAGCGCCCUGCGCCUUGCCCACGCUCCCUCAUCUCGCUCUCACUCGGUUCUCCUCGGCCACCCUCGCUCCUCCUCGCUUCCCGCCGCAUGCAACUGUCUUCAUAAUAGCAUAUUAUCAGCAGUUCAAUUGCCAUGGACAAUUACGGUCAACGUCCACCACGGCAGCCCCGCCCUGGCGCCUCGACCGGCUACUCGCAUCCCCAAUCACCCUCUUCGCCUUCCUACCCCGAACAGCCUCCGAUUUCCUACAAUGGUUUCUCUAGGCCACCUCUACAACCUAACACCGGAGCUGUUCCCAACGUCUCCUUUCAAGACAGCGAACGAGGCGAGCGCACCGACCCUCUUGAACACCCAGGCCGCCAGCGUACCGCCCCAUCAGCAUACACCAACAUCACCAGCCCCGAUCCAGAGAACGGCUUUCAGCUUGGGGAUACAGCUAUGGUAGGAAGGAAGAAGAGCCUGGUCAGGCCGGACAGGGAGAAGAUAGAGCCGGGUCAUAGGCAGUGGCACUACCGCAACCAUGCUGCUCAACUGGAAGAUGACGGUGUGAUUCCCUCCACCACGGGAAACGCACCUGGGCUGCGUCGUGGUCACUCACUACUUGCGAGAGAGGAAGACGUUCAUGAGUCGGGUCUCGCUCUUUUCAAACGAGGUGCCACUCUUAGGAGGAGGAAAUCCGCGCCUACGCCAGAAACUGCCCCUGCGAAGCGAACGGGUUGCCUAGCGAAUAUACCAGGUCCCCACGACGGCUGGGUCACCUAUUGUUAUAUACUCACAGCCUGCAUUCCCAAUUUCAUCCUCAGGACCUUCGGUAUUCGAACUUCCGAGCAACAGCGAGCAUGGCGCGAGAAGAUGGGUCUCCUCAGUAUCAUCGCCGUCCUCAUGGGCUUCGUCGGUUUUAUCACUUUCGGUUUCACUCAAGUCGUCUGCGGCACUCCUGCGAACCGCUACCAUGCAGGCUCCAUCGACACUGGCUCCGUCGUCAUCCACGGCUACGACUACGAUUUCUCACAGUUCAAACAUCCUGAAGUCGGCGAUUUCAACGGAGACACGAACCCGCUUUUCGUUGGCAAUUGGGGUGUUGCCAGUAACGAUAUCUCCUUCAUGUUUCAGAACGUGAAUGGGAAUUGCGACGGGAUCAUCACCAAGGCGAGCAACUCGAGCAUUACCAGCACCAGUGGCAGUCUCGACUGGUAUUUCCCCUGCAAUGUAUUCAGCCAGAACGGGACGAGUGGCGUCAACUUGACGAACUACGACAGCGACACGACUUGUCACGUCAGUUCAACUGCGCGCAAUGAUCUUGCCGCAAUCAGUCCGCAGGGUCAAGUUUACUUCACUUGGGACGACCUUCAGGCUUCUGAUCGCAACCUUGCCGUCUAUGAAUCCAAUGUUCUCGACUUCAACCUCCUCAACUGGCUGAGCACAGGCGAAGUCUCCUACCCGGAUAGCUUCAACGACUUCAAGAACGCCAAUGGCACGUUUAAUGGCAAGGACAUCACCGCCUACAUGCUCCGCACGGGCCAACGCACUCUCGGUCACUGUUUCCAGGACAUCAUCACUGUCGGCUUCAUCGACACGAACACGAUCGGCUGCGUCGCCUCUGACAUCGUCCUCUAUGUCUCCCUCAUCUUCAUCAUCGGUGUCGUCGGGAUUCGAUUCGUCAUGGCUGUCAUGUUUUCGUGGUUCUUCGGUCCUCGCCUCGGCGCCUUCAAGCACGAGACGUACGAACAAAGGAUGCAACGGAUGGCGCAGAUCGAGAACUGGACGAGUGACAUCUAUCGUCCUGCUCCGGCCGAACUCCGUCCCAACGUCACGAAGAAAGGCGUCACUACGAACUACAAGCCGAAGAAGGCAGGUUUCAUACCCACGCAAUCGCGCUUCACGCCCACCGAGAAUAUCCUGAAAGGAGUUGGAGGGAGACCGGCGACCUCAUAUGGGAUGCUCGAGCCUCUCCCGUACAAACGCAACGCCACGAGUGUAUACGGUGGCCCAUCAUCGACCACGGCCUCGGUCAAGGGUGCGAAACUUACACCGCCGGAUUCCCCGUACCGCUUUUCCAGGAGCUCGACUUCGCUCGGAGACUCGAGGAACGGCUUCAAUGACAAUCCUUGUCCUUUCCCUCUCCAUAAUGUCGUCCAACAGCCUACGCCGGAUAACGCGGAACCUUUCGGCUUCCGACUCGCACACACGAUCUGUCUCGUCACGGCCUAUUCGGAGAGCGUGGAGGGUCUGAGAACGACUUUGGACUCGCUCGCCACGACGGAUUAUCCGAACAGUCACAAGCUCAUUUUGGUCAUCGCGGACGGGAUGGUGAAGGGUGCUGGGAACGACAAGACGACACCGCAGAUCUGUAUAGAGAUGAUGAAGGAAUUCGUGAUCGACCCGGAGGACGUCGAGGCCCAUUCGUACGUCGCCAUCGCGGACGGUCACAAACGGCACAAUAUGGCGAAGGUCUACGCCGGGUUCUACGACUACGACGACGCGACGGUCGAGAUGUCGAAGCAGCAGAGGGUCCCCAUGGUGCUUGUCGCGAAAUGCGGUAAUCCGCUCGAGGCGCACGAAGCGAAGCCUGGUAACCGUGGAAAGCGAGACUCGCAGAUCGUGCUGAUGGGAUUCAUGCAGAAGGUCAUGUUCGACGAGAGGAUGACGACGUUCGAGUAUGAGUUCUUCAAUUCGAUUUGGAGAUGCACGGGUAUCAGUCCGGAUCAUUAUGAACUGGUACUUUGUGUGGAUGCCGAUACGAAGGUGUUCCCGGAUUCGUUGACGAGGAUGGCGUCGUGCAUGAUAGAGGACGAGGAGAUCAUGGGUCUUUGUGGCGAGACGAAGAUCGCUAACAAGGGGGAGACUUGGGUCACCAUGAUUCAAGUCUUCGAGUACUACAUCUCUCAUCACAUGACCAAGGCCUUCGAGUCCAUGUUUGGAGGUGUCACCUGUUUGCCUGGUUGUUUCUCCAUGUACCGCAUCAAGGCUCCCAAGGGCGCGUCCGGAUAUUGGGUCCCCAUCCUCGCCAACCCUGACAUCGUCGAGCACUACUCGGAGAACGUCGUCGAUACCCUGCACAAGAAGAAUCUUCUGCUACUCGGUGAAGAUCGAUACCUAACGACGCUAAUGCUCAAGACGUUCCCGAAGAGGAAGAAUGUUUUCUGUCCUUCCGCCGUUUGCAAGACCGUCGUACCGGAUACCUUCGGCGUGCUCCUCUCCCAACGUCGUCGGUGGAUCAACUCCACAGUGCAUAACCUUGCGGAACUCGUUCUCGUCCGUGACCUUUGCGGUACUUUCUGCUUCUCGAUGCAGUUCGUCGUCGGUAUGGAACUCGCGGGUACACUCGUCCUUCCGGCCGCCAUCUCGUUCACGCUCUACCUCAUCAUCAUUUCCAUCAUUCCCGGUGGCUCUAACACGACCAUCCCUCUCGUUCUUCUCGCUAUCGUCCUCGGUCUACCCGGUUUGCUGAUCGUUAUCACCACGAGGAAGGUCUCCUACGUCGGAUGGAUGAUCGUGUACCUGUUUUCGCUACCUAUAUGGAACGGUAUCCUCCCCGCGUACUCGUAUUGGCACUUCGACGACUUCUCGUGGGGUCAGACACGGAUGGUCGCGGGAGAGUCGGCAGCGGCGAAUCAUGGUGAUAAAGAGGGAGAGUUUGAUUCGUCACACAUCGUGAUGAAGAGAUGGGCUGAGUUUGAGAGGGAGAGGAGGUGGAAGAGUGGGACGGUCUCGAGAGACUCGAUGUUCUAUGAUGGGAAGGCCAACUCACCUAAGCGGCAUUCUUUGACCUCCGAUACCGUGACAGGAGCAUUACAAGGUUAUGAUUCGAGUACCGCGGGCGAAUCUUCCGGCACGCACUCUCGUCAACGAAUGGACAGCAAUCAGCUCCUCACGCUCCCAGCACCCUUAGCACUCGGCAACCGACCUGCUGCGACACCCGCCCCAUCAUCAUCUGUCUCGCGUACGAGCGAAGAUGCACCGUACAACUCAGACGUCUCAUCAUCUAAUCACCGUCUUGUCCCCAGUCCUGAUUAUGGCGAAGACACGGUCUAUGAUUCUCCCAUCACGACCACUCGGAACCCAUUCGGCAACCAAGCUCAGACAUACCAGCAGCAACAGCAGCAACAGCAGCAGCAGCCAAGCUUCGAUGCUCAGUUCUCGAGAGCCGCGGCUGGCGGUGCCGUGUUGAGACAUAACACGAUCUCAAAUCAAUAUCCGGGCGAGACUCACAACCCGUACCAAGGGCAACACACGUAUCCUGAUCAUAUGGGUUAUGCUCCCGAAUCCGAUGAGGCUGCGAUGUCUCCCGGUGGCUCCAAUGCCUCGAGUCCUCAGCCGGUUAAUUUCGCAGGCCAGGGUGCUGGGGGGCAGAGGCAGAGUAGGAGUGCCACCCGUUCGAGGACGAACUCGAGAGGCGUGAGCUUGGCGGAUAACGGACCUGUACCGUCAGCAACGGAAGGGGUAAGGAGGGUGCCGAGACCAAGGAGACCUUCGUCGCAGACACCGACUGGAGCGCAGGGACAGCAGAAUAGGUACUCGAGGACGUCGCAAUAUGGGCUUCCUCCAGGUGCAGCACCACCGAACCCGGGACAGAGUGGGUAUUCUGGUGGAUACUGAGCGGUGAUCUAUCUGUCGGUGCGCAUUGAAUGAGGUACGGUAUAGCAUAGCGGACUAGUCUCUCUCUUUUUUAAUUCGUCGCCUUCUCUCGUUUUCGUUUGUUCCUGUUUUCCCUUGCUUUAUGACCGCGGACAAAGACUUUAAUUCCCCUCUAUUUGCUUGAUGCCCCUGAGCUCUUGCUUGUUUGAUGUCCGACUACGAGCGCUGCGAUACCUGUGCGGCAAUUGCCUGCAGCUGUCUAACAAGUUGACUGACUGUGAUCAUGACUCUUGACUGUGGCUUCGUUGGGUCGAUAGAUGGACCACAUUUCGACCUCAUUAUGCCUUUUUCUCGAGCACCUGGACUCUUGCACCGCAUGAUUUUCCGGAGCCUGUUUCCUCAUACCUCCACUUCGAGCAGCCUUAUCUUUUUUGACGAUCAUGCCCUCGUCGGAGGUCCCUUAUUGACAGCCGUGGCUUUCGUCGACAUUUUUAGUCGUACGGACUUUUCGAAGCUUAGGUCCCUUGACGAUCCCGUUCUCGUUCUCGUGUUUCAAUAUUUUCUCUUCUUUUUACCGUUCGAGUAUUGUAUCCUUUGACCGCCCCCCGCCAUGUUCACGUUCAAUGUCCA